CGAUAACUAGCUACUUUGUAUAGACGUGACAACCCUAUUACUCAAGCCGUUGUUGUUCUUUUAAUUAAGCCAAUAUUAUUUAAAAAAGAAUAAUGGUCGUGCUAGAAUCCUGCUGGUCACCUAUCAUCUGGUCUGAUAAUGUACGGACUGGAAGUUACGCCGUGGCCGGCUAUACAGCAGCGCUUUCCGCCGUGAUGAUCACGUUGAUUUCUUAUAUGCUUGCGGGCGGGGAGUCUGCGCAGCUCUAUUCUCCGCUUUUUGAAACAGAUAUCCGCACAUCGAUGCCAAUUGCAGGGGGAUUCUUCAUUAUCUACUUUCUGCUGAUCAUCUUGGCCUCGUACUUGGUCUACUACGGAAUUAAGAUCAGCACUCGUGGGUGGCUGCUGCCAUGGUUGGGUCUCAUCGGACUGGCCAUCCUCUUCCAGUUUUGUUGGAGUCUGUGGCUUAUUGGAGGCUAUUACAUUUAUCUGGAGCAAACCUUCUCUGCUCUUUUAAACUUUGUAUGGGUUGCCUACAAUAUAUAUUGCUGGCUCGUGGUCUUCUCGCAAUACCAGAUCUUCUUGAAAAUCCAGAAUCCCAACAUUGAGCUGCUGAUGCCAUGAUGGAAGCCAUUCCAAUAACAAGCUCGAAUAAUCAACUAGAAUACUUCCGAAUCAAUAUGCAACUUCGACCGUCCAAGCGCAUUUUUACAAUAAGAACUCCAUUCAUAUCCACAGAUGCCUACCAAAUAGUUUUAUAUAAAUUUAUAUAUUUUACACACCUUUAUACACGAUUAAUUAUACAAAUGUAUAAAAUCGAAUGCCUUAGUCUGCUAAACGACAAUUAAAGAAAUAGAUUCGUACAA
Molecule: messenger RNA, 844 nt
Organism: Drosophila ficusphila
Lineage: Eukaryota; Metazoa; Arthropoda; Insecta; Diptera; Drosophilidae
Gene: pasi1
Exons: 5
Coding region: 93-602 (169 amino acids)
Source: RefSeq, a predicted model, not a curated record